CUGACUACUGCCUGUCAACUUACCUCUGCGGCUCUAUGUGAUCGCCACUAGACUUUGACAAGUCAUGAGGGAUCUGUUUCCUCCAAGUCGGCACGCAUGGGUAUUAUAUCAGAGAACUUGACUUAUCGCCAUUUACUUAAAAGCUAUCGCAAUACAGAACCACACCAGUGUCACCCUCAAUGUUCAGCCUUCCUAAGAAUCGGAGUUUCUUGAAAUGAGCUGUCACAUAUGUUCCCGCCCUCCGACUUCAAACCUACGGCGCAUCUGUUCCACCUGUGCUCGCAAUCGGCUCUACCAGCUACGGAUCGAGUAUUCCCAACUGCUACUUGAGAAGGAGUCUAUAAAACAACAAAUCGAGGCUGCAGUGUUACUGAGCAAGCUAGGCGAAGACCCGACGGAAAAUGAGAGCAUCUCGGAUGUCUGCCUCGAUGGAGUGUUUCCGUCCUGGGUUUCACGGAGGAUCGUUGAAAAGGAAGCUGGGUCAUCCGCGAAAGUGACACUUCUUACAAACCACAUUGAGGGGCUAGUUGGUGAUAUCAGAGAAAAAAGACUUGAAAUCUCCCGCCGCAGGCUUUUCGAGCGAGAGACAGCAAUCCUGGCCAGUAUUCAGAACAGUAUUAAAAGGACUGAUCAUCUCUGGCACUCGCUUCACAGCAAGACCACAGAAGCACGGAUAUUUCUGUGCCGAGAAGCAGCCAACCUCUACGAUUUGCGACAGGGGGUGAAAAGGGUUGAAGGUGCAGUACAAGAGACCUAUACAAUCGGCGGCAUCUCACCAGCCCAUAUUUCAACGGCACUCUCAUAUAUCGCACAAUUACUUGUCCUCGUCUCCCACUAUCUAUCUCUAAGACUUCCAGCAGAAAUUACGCUCCCUCACCGGAAUUAUCCUUUGCCAACUAUAUUUGCGCCCUCUGCAUCGUACCUUCUAAGGGAUGUAGGCUCGAAGUUGCCUUCUGCACAGCAGCCAGCGCCUGAUCCAAUGGAACCUCAGCGACUUGACUCACACCGUCUGCCUCGGCCAAGGCCUUUGUCCAUCGACAAAAGUCUUCCCAGAUUAGCGAAGGAGGAUCCUGGCACAUACGCCCUCUUUCUCGAAGGAGCGACAUUGCUGGCUUGGAAUGUUGCCUGGCUUUGCCGCACCCAGGGGCUCAAUUCAAUGUCAGAGUCUUGGGAAGAAAUCUGCGACAUGGGAAAAAAUCUAUGGCAAUUGCUUGUGGCACCUCCCGCGCAGCCAUCAACGCUAAUGAGAGCGUUUGCUGGUCGAGAUAUUCACGUAAAGGUGAAGACAUCCAAAGUCUCACCUAAGACUAGUAUUCAACGAACCGUGUCAUUCCCUAUGCUGGGACACUAUUCGCACGGCACUGCGCAUUCAUUUCUGGGUGCUGCCGAAGGUGCAGAGUUUAUGCGCACUUGGAGGCUUCCAUCUCCGACCAGAGUCAUAGAUAAGCUGAAGUCGACAUUGAUGGGAGAAUUGGCGAGUGCAGAAUGGGAGUUACUCGAAAGGCGCGAGUUGGAUGACAUGGCUCAUGGCCGAAGCAGUUCCGUGUCUCAAUCUUCUUCUAUCAUUCCCGUUAGUACCUACAAAAUGGGAUCUGUCGACGCAGAUGCAGUCUCGGAAACAUGUGAUCUGGAGGUUUCAAGUGGUGCUGGCAACACUUCCCGCUUGAAAGGCAUGAGUGGCUGGACCAAGCUGAGAAGCAGAUAUCUGUUGAUUGCAAGUAUUCCUGAUACUCUUCUACGGGCCGAAAUAGCACGGCGAACCUCAAAUGACAGUUCUGCAACCUGUGGCUCAAAAGAACGAGGUGCUUAUAACACUCCAAUUCAUGUCCUAGCACUUUUUCUUAUACUUGUGUUAAGCACACUUGCUUGUUCAUUCCCUGUACUUGCCCGCCGAUUCCCCCGUUUACCAAUACCGCGUCGAUUUCUUUUUAUAUCUAGGCAUUUUGGAACAGGAGUUUUGAUUGCCACUGCCUUUGUCCAUUUGCUGCCCACGGCAUUCAUUUCCUUGACUGACCCCUGUCUUCCUCGCUUUUGGAGUGAAACAUACCGUGCCAUGGCUGGAUUUGUCGCCAUGAUAUCGGUCUUUGUUGUUGUGCUUGUGGAAAUGUUCUUCGCCCUAAAGGGGGCAGGUCAUGUUCACGGGAGUGAAUAUGACAAGCUAAUGAAUGAUGUCGGUAUAGACUUGGCAAGUAGGGGUCUGCAUGAUGACUUAGAGAACGAACACGAGCCCGGAGGUCAUGUUUAUCUUGGUAGGCUUGAGGCGUAUCAUAGCACAGACGCGGUACCACCAUCGUCAAUUUCUAAUAUCGGAAGCUCAACCAACGAGCCUACUCUGUCUAGCACUCUAGGGCUUACUGAGUUGAGUGAUGGUAUAGACUUUGCCCGGCCACACCAUCACGCUACUUCUCCUUUGGGUAGGAAGAGUGAUCAAAUGCAUCGGCGCUCAUCUUCUAGCGACCGACAAACUCGCGCUGAUCUGCACCAAAGGACGAACAUGGAAUCAUCUAGACAUAAUCCGCAGCGACAGCUACUGCAAUGUCUACUGCUGGAGGCGGGGAUUCUUUUUCAUAGCAUUUUUAUUGGGAUGGCCCUCAGUGUUGCCACAGGUACUUCAUUCAUUGUCCUCCUCGUCGCGAUCUGCUUUCAUCAGACGUUCGAGGGGUUUGCUCUGGGCUCAAGAAUUGCGUCGCUCAUUCCAGACCUCUUUGCCCCGUCUUCCAUGAAACCAUGGCUGAUGUCUCUCGCCUACGGAACUACCACCCCUAUCGGACAAGCCAUCGGCCUCAUACUGCAUAAUUUCUAUGACCCAGCAAGCACUACGGGGCUACUUAUGGUUGGGAUCACGAAUGCCAUCAGCAGUGGUCUUCUAUUGUUCGCAGGUCUUGUUGAACUUCUGGCAGAAGAUUUUUUAAGUGAAACCAGUUACGCAACACUUAGAGGAAGGAGACGCAUUGAGGCCUGUGUUGCAGUGCUGGCUGGAGCUUUAUUGAUGGCGGUCGUUGGCGCAUUCGCUUAAGUAGUUAGGUUUCAUCCUCAAGGACUCAUGUCACCUUACUCUCGAGUACGUGGUCACUUUUUCCACUGAAUAUUGAGACACAGGGUAGAGUCUGGUGUCCCAUCAAACUCAUCUAGCACCUAUUGGAUGAAACAGAGUCAAACAGGUCAAUACAUGCGGUUCUCGCGACACUCGUCGGUGCUAGCCAUAUUCUCUGAUCCUUUUCCACUGCACCAUAUUUCCUAGAUCUCUUUGAGCUAUGUGUUCCCAUAACUGUUUCGAGAGGUCCUUGCGUGGCCCAACAUAGGAUAGUGAUCCAGGCAAGGCCAUGG
This is a messenger RNA of Aspergillus brunneoviolaceus CBS 621.78, 3327 nucleotides long. Its product is annotated as putative ZIP family zinc transporter. The record is from RefSeq and is a predicted model, not a curated record. Gene Ontology annotation, cellular component: plasma membrane. Bases 215 to 3016 code for a protein of 933 amino acids. NCBI's taxonomy places the organism in Eukaryota, Fungi, Ascomycota, Eurotiomycetes, Eurotiales, Aspergillaceae. Gene Ontology annotation, molecular function: zinc ion transmembrane transporter activity. The transcript is spliced from 5 exons. Gene Ontology annotation, biological process: zinc ion transmembrane transport.